AUGGCGACUUUAACCUCUUUACCAACCGAGAUUCUCUGUCAGAUCGCCGAGCAUGUCGACUGUCAGGAUCUUAUGAAGAUGCGUCUCGUUUGCAAGUCGCUUCAUAGUGCUGCGAACAAACCUUUCGGCAUCACGUACUUUACCAUUCGCCGUCAUGUCCUCUCCAUGGAGAGUAUCGAGGCUCUGCUUGAGAUUGUGUCCCACCCUGGCCUGGGUCCAUACGUCUGCUCGAUUGCCAUGACCGCCAUGUAUCCUCUACCGCUUGGUCCCCGCAGCCCAUAUCAUCAAGAAUGGGAAAUAGCAGACGACUGUCUCAAACAUGUAUUCGUCAACUCACGCUCCUACACGCGUUUGAUGAAGCAAGUGUUCGACAAGCUCUCCAAGCUCCAAACUUCCGUUCACAUCGAGAUUUGCGACACUCAGUCUGGGUUUGGCUGGAAUGAAAUGAUGAACCACCCUCCCUUACGUUUCCGCCGCUGUCACGUCGAAACACUUGACCAAACACUUCUUGCUGCAAUUAGAGCCAACUGCCAGAUCCGCUCUCUCGAGUUGGAGAUGUAUCAAUACAGUUUCGAGGUCCUUCAUGAUGCACUGGAGGACCUUCUCAAUCCCUCUCGGCNNCCCCCCCUCAAACUGACUAUCCAUUGCGACCGCAAGCGUAAUCGAAAUCUCCACAGUCCUUACACGAUCGUCUAUGACCAAGCAGACAAAUCGUUGAAGCUCGAUGGCUGCGAUGUAUACGAGCUUGACAUGGCCAAAGAAGGAACCUGCAUCAAACUCCUGUUCCCCUUUCUGCUUUCUCAAACCACCAAGCUCAUCUUUGAAAACUGUCAUCUCUGCUCAGACAAAAGAUUCCGCGCGUUCCUUGCUUUGGGUGCCGAGACCCUCCACAACAACCUGACCAGUAUACGCAUGCAUACCUUUCGCCCAUGUCGCACAAGAGCAGACGCAAGACGCCAUUGGUCUGGGAUCCUCAAAUCCCUGUCUGAGCUUGCUGGCCUGAAGCACUUUGUGAUCGAAGGACUUCGCGGUCCUUCUCGCUGGGUGUUGUUUCAUCUACCAUCCGGCACCGAGAAGUACGAGGUCAGUGGUGGGGAUGUGGCAGAGCAGCUGGAGGCCUUUGCUUCUCUUUUANCUACGGAGCCUACUCACCAAGAUCAAGUUACAAAUGUCUUGCUUCACGACCGCCAUAUCUCUUUUCUUUCUUUUGUUUUCAUUGAGCACGGUUCAGCGCGGCUGUUCCAGAAGAUUGCGUUCCUCCAGCAUGAGAGAGCAUGGGCAAGAAACUGA
Aureobasidium musti is the source of this 1290-nucleotide messenger RNA. Lineage: Eukaryota; Fungi; Ascomycota; Dothideomycetes; Dothideales; Saccotheciaceae. The record is from the annotation of a GenBank genome assembly.